GAUCAGAAUCCUUGAAAGUUGAAUCGGAUAAAACUGGAUGAACGUAAGACGAUAACGAAUAUUCCUUCACCACCAAACGAAGUCAGUUAAAACUCAAAAGAUUAUCUUCCGCACGCCUUCAGUUUUUACUUUUCUUCUUCACAUUUUUUCAAACACUUGACCUGCAAGAAGACCAAAAUGCUGAAAACUCCAAUUCAGUAAUUCGACAAUCCGAUCAAAAAACAGUAUGGGAGAUCAGAUGGUGAAAGGCGAGGAAUUCGAGAGAAAAGCUGAGAAGAAGAUUACUGGUUGGGGUUUAUUUAGUUCUAAGCACGAGGAUGCUGCUGAUCUCUACCAAAAAGCUGCCAAUUCCUUUAAACUCGCCAAAUCAUGGGAUAGAGCUGCAAUGGUCUAUAUUAAAUUGGCUAACUGUAAUUUGAAGUUGGGUAGCAAGCAUGAAGCAGCGAGUGCUUACGUGGAUGCUGCAAAUUGCUAUAAGAAAACGUCCCCCAAACAGGCUAUAUCAUGUUUAGAUCAGGCUGUGACUAUAUUUUUGGAAAUCAGCAGACUCAACAUGGCUGCACGGUAUUGCAAGGACAUUGGCGAAUUGUACGAGCAGCAAGAGAACUUUGACCAAGCAGUUGUGUAUUUCGAGCGCUCUGCAGACCUUUUUCAGACUGAGGAAGUGACAACAUCUGCAAAUCAGUGCAGGCUGAAAGUUGCACAAUUUUCUGCUCAGUCAGGGAAAUAUCCUAAGGCAAUCGAAAUAUAUGAAGAAAUAGCACGGCACUCUCUAAAUAAUAAUUUAUUGAAGUAUGGAGCUAGAGGCCAUCUUCUUAAUGCUGGAAUUUGCCAACUAUGUAAAGGAGACGUUGUUGCAAUAACCAAUGCAUUGGAAAAAUAUCAGGACAUGGAUCCUACGUUCUCAAGGACACGGGAGUACAAACUCUUAGCUGAUUUGGCUGCUGCAGUUGACGAGGAAGAUGUUGCAAAAUUCACAGCUGCUGUGAAGGAGUUCGAUUCUAUAAGCCGGCUGGAUGCUUGGAGGACGACUCUUCUCUUGCGAGUAAAGGAAACGCUGAAAGCUAAAGAACUUGAAGAGGAUGAUCUGACGUGAUAGAAGUGUUGAUAUUCGGCACUUUUUCCUUUUUAAAUACAAAAUAACAUAUCAAGGAACUUAUUAAUAUCAUAAUCAUUGUUAUUAUUAUCGUUAUUAUUUUGGAACUUAUAGAGUUCUGUGUUUUUUUAUUUUUUCCUUCUACCUCGUUAGCUUUGAAGGCAUUCAUAAACUUCAUAAGAUAUGUAUAGUACUUGAAGAUUUUCAUUUGAAUAAUGAACUUCUUUCUAUUAAUAAUUAUUAUAUUUUGUUGCA
Olea europaea var. sylvestris is the source of this 1351-nucleotide messenger RNA. RefSeq names its product alpha-soluble NSF attachment protein-like. The record is from RefSeq and is a predicted model, not a curated record. The coding region runs from base 227 to 1096 and encodes 289 amino acids. Gene Ontology annotation, biological process: SNARE complex disassembly; intracellular protein transport. The transcript has 9 exons. NCBI's taxonomy places the organism in Eukaryota, Viridiplantae, Streptophyta, Magnoliopsida, Lamiales, Oleaceae. Gene Ontology annotation, molecular function: soluble NSF attachment protein activity; syntaxin binding. Gene Ontology annotation, cellular component: SNARE complex; vacuolar membrane.